GAAGCUUCACCUCUACAAGUGGCUACUGCAGCCAUGGACCUGAAGGAGCGCAGACACCGCUCACUGACCCGCAACCAUUGUGCCAAAGAGCUUCAGUUUAGUACUUCAACUCUGGAUGUGCCCACUCAGAAAUCUUAUAGCUCCAGUGAGACACUCAAGGCAUUUGAGCAUGAGGCACGUCUGCCUUAUGGAGGCUGUGUGUCUGAUUUAGUACACCAUGAAGCAGAAGAAUACUCCAGACAAGCAAUGGGAAACUUCACUCUGGCAGAGUUAGGGAUCUGCGAGCCCACACCCCCUCACCAGAACACCUACUGCCCCAACCUUGGGCUACUACACAGCUAUACUCUAAGCGCAGGCUCUGAUGCUGACUCCGAUCCUGAAGUCCCCAUCUCUCCAGAAAGAGCCAUGCAGCUGUGGAGCACCCGCAACGUCAAGUCACGCCACAGCUCUGGUCAGUCCAGUCACGAAAACUCGGCCCUAACCCUCACUGAUUCGGAAAACGAGAACAAGUCUGACGACGAGUCAGGUCGUCCCCUCCCGCCAUCCACUGCCUCCUCCAGCCUUCUACCACCGGCACCUUCUCCACCCACUGCCCCGCUCCACCAAGCCUCACCCACCAUCCGAGAGUGCCAGGUGCCCCUGCUGGACAGCAGCUCUUCCCACACCAUGCUGGAGCCCCACCCAGAGGACCAAAUCUCCCCUAACUCAUACCUUCUACGAGCCCAGACCACCGCAGGAGCUCCAAACCACCACAGCCAGUCGACACUGCGGCCUCCGCUGCCUCCACCACACAACACCCAAGCGCUGUCUCACCAUCAGACGUCGGCUAACUCCCUUAACCGCAACACGCUAAGCAGCAGGCGCAACCCCAUCCAUGCUCCGCCCAGCGCCCCGGGAGACGCCCCCACCACACCUGAGUCGGUGCAGCUGCAGGACAGCUGGGUGCUCAACAGCAACGUUCCACUGGAGACCAGGCACUUCCUGUUCAAGACAUCAUCAGGAACCACACCGCUUUUCAGCAGCUCGUCCCCAGGUUACCCGCUGACGUCUGGCACGGUGUACUCGCCCCCGCCACGGCUCCUACCCCGAAACACCUUCUCCCGAAGCGCCUUCAAACUGAAGAAGCCCUCCAAGUACUGCAGCUGGAAAUGCGCCGCUGUUGCAGCCAUCGCCGCCGCCACCCUGCUGGCGAUACUGCUGUCCUACUUCAUUGCUUUAAACCUGUUGGGGUUGACCUGGCAACUGAAGCCCGUGGAAGCUCCCGUGCUGAGCCAUGGCUUGGGCACAGCAGGCAUGCCUGGCACCAAUGAUGAUACCACAGGGCCCUCUGGAGGCAGAGGGACUGGUACAUUUCGAAACAGCAGCAUAGAUACAGGAAAUCUGGAUGUGGGCAGGCGGGUGACCCAGGAAGUACCACCAGGUGUGUUCUGGAGAUCACUGCUUCAUCUCAGUCAGCCCCAGUUUCUAAAAUUCAACAUUUCCCUGGGAAAAGAUGCGCUUUUCGGGGUUUAUAUUCGCAAAGGCCUGCCCCCAUCACACGCACAGUAUGACUAUAUGGAGUGCUUGGAUGGGAAGGAGAAAUGGAGCGUGGUGGAGUCUCCUCGAGAGCGACGCAGCAUCCAGACAGUGGUCCUGAACGAAGCCGUGUUCGUGCAGUAUCUGGAUCCAGGCACAUGGCACCUGGCCUUUUACAACGAUGGCAAGGAGAAAGAGUCUGUGUCCUUUAGCACAGCUAUAUUAGACUCAGUGCAAGAGUGCCCGAGGAAUUGCCAUGGAAACGGCGAAUGUGUGUCAGGAGUGUGUCACUGCUUCCCCGGCUUCCAUGGCAUGGACUGCUCGAAAGCUGCGUGUCCAGUGCUCUGCAGUGGUAAUGGACAGUAUGAUAAAGGCUCAUGUACAUGCUACAGUGGAUGGAAGGGGCCGGAGUGUGACAUUCCAUUAAAUCAGUGCAUUGAUCCUCAGUGCGGCGGCCAUGGAACCUGCAAGGAGGGCACCUGUGUCUGUUCGCUGGGUUACAAAGGACAGAACUGUGCUGAAGUGGACUGCCUAGACCCUUCCUGCUCGAAUAAUGGGAUCUGUGUGAGUGGCGAGUGUCACUGUAAACCAGGCUGGGGAGGAUCACACUGUGAGCUGCCCAGAGCACAGUGCCCUGACCAGUGUCACGGUCAUGGGGCCUUCAUUCCUGACACAGGCCUGUGUAGCUGUGAUCCUAACUGGAUGGGCCCCGACUGCUCCAUUGAGGUUUGCUCGGUGGACUGCGGGACUCAUGGCGUGUGUAUGGGUGGUUCAUGCCGUUGUGAAGAGGGCUGGACAGGAGAGGCAUGUGAUCAGCGUGUGUGCAGUCCUCUGUGUGUAAAGCAUGGAACCUGCAAGGACGGCAAGUGCGAGUGUCACCAGGGAUGGAAUGGCGAGCACUGCACCAUCGACUAUUGGGAUGAGACUAAAGAAGACGGCUGUCCUAACCUGUGCAAUGGGAAUGGACAGUGCACCAUGGGACAGAACAGCUGGCACUGUGAGUGCAAGACAGGCUGGAGGGGCACUGGGUGCAACGUCGCUAUGGAAACAUCCUGCGCAGACAACAAAGACAAUGAAGGAGAUGGUCUGACGGACUGCAUGGACCCAGAUUGCUGUAUCCAGAGCCCAUGUCAAAACAGUCCUUUAUGUCGAGGCUCUCGAGACCCACUGCAAGUGAUCCAGCAGAGCCAGUUACCUGUCCAGAAGGUUCGCUCCUUCUAUGAGCGUGUCAACAUGUUGGUUGGCCGGGACAGCACUCAUAUCAUUCAGGGAGAAAACCCUUUUAAUGCCAGUCUGGCAUCCCUGAUAAGAGGCCAGGUUCUGACUACAGAUGGAACGCCCCUGGUGGGGGUAAACGUGUCCUUCGUUAAGUACCCUCACUAUGGAUAUACCCUUACACGGCAGGAUGGAACCUUUGACCUCAUCGCGAACGGAGGCGCUUCUCUCACACUGCAUUUCGAGCGUGCGCCAUUUCUGAGCCAAGAGCGCACAGUGUGGUUACCGUGGAACAGCUUCUAUGCCAUGGACACACUCAUGAUGAAAACAGAGGAGAACACAAUCCCAGGCUGCGACCUUAGCGGUUUCGUGAGGCCAGAUCCAGUUGUGGUAGCUUCACCCCUGUCCUCGUUCUUUAGCUCUCGACCUGGAGAAAGAUCCAUUAUCCCUGAGACUCAGGUUCUUCAUGAACUGAUUGAGAUACCAGGCACUAAUCUAAAACUGUGUCACUUGAGCUCGCGGGCAGCCGGCUACCGCUCUCUCCUGAAGAUCACCAUGACCCCAGCGGUGGUGCCACUCAGCCUGAUCAAGGUGCAUCUGAUGGUGGCUGUGGAAGGUCAUCUUUUCCAAAAGUGGUUCCAUGCCUCACCUAACCUCGCCUACACCUUCAUCUGGGAUAAGACAGAUGCUUAUGGCCAGCGAGUUUAUGGCCUUUCUGAGGCAGUGGUCUCUGUGGGUUAUGAGUAUGAGACAUGUCCUAGUCUAGUGUUAUGGGAGAAGAGGACGGCUGUGUUGCAGGGCUAUGAACUUGAGCCCUCUAACCUUGGCGGAUGGUCUCUGAACAAGCAUCACAUCCUAAACCUGCGCAGCGGGAUUCUACAUAAAGGCUGUGGGGAGAACGUCUUUGUUUGCCAACAGCCCCCAGUCAUCAUCAGCAUUAUGGGCAAUGGGCGUCGGCGGAGUAUCUCGUGUCCGAGCUGUAACGGAUUGGCAGAUGGAAAUAAGCUGUUGGCACCAGUCGCACUGGCAGCGGGUAUUGAUGGCAGCCUGUACGUGGGUGACCUGAAUUUUGUGCGCAGGGUGUAUCCAUCUCUCAAUACUACUCGUGUGCUAGAACUCAGAAAUAAGGAUUUUCGACACAGCAACAACCCAACACAUAAGUAUUUCCUGGCUGUAGACCCAGUUACAGGGGCUCUGUUCAUCUCAGACACAAACUCUCGAAGGAUUUACAGAGUGCGUUCGCUGACCGGGGGUCGGCUUCUUGCUGACAAUGCUGAGGUGGUAGCAGGAACAGGAGAGCAGUGUCUACCUUUUGAUGAGCGCUGUGGUGAUGGAGGAAAAGCUGUGGAAGCAACACUUAUGAGCCCGAAAGGUAUUGCAGUCGACAAAAAUGGGCUGAUGUACUUUGUAGAUGCCACCAUGAUCAGGAAGGUGGACCAGAAUGGGAUCAUCUCCACACUGCUGGGAGCUAACGAUCUCACUGCUGUACGGCCCCUCAGCUGUGACACCAGCAUGGACGUCAGCCAGGUGCGUUUGGAAUGGCCCACUGACCUAGCAGUCAACCCCAUGGACAAUUCCUUGUACGUUUUAGAAAACAAUGUAAUACUUCGCAUCACUGAAAACCAUCAGGUAAGCAUUGUGGCUGGGCGGCCCAUGCACUGCCAGGUUCCGGGCAUCGACUAUUCACUCAGCAGGCUGGCUAUCCACUCAGCACUGGAGAGUGCCACUGCCAUUGCUGUCUCCCAUUCCGGCGUGCUUUACAUCGCUGAGAGCGAUGAGAAAAAAAUCAACCGUGUACGGCAGGUCAGUGCUAACGGGGAGAUCUCAUUGCUGGCUGGUGCCACCUCCGAGUGUGACUGCAAGAACGAUGUCAACUGCAACUGCUUUGCUGGCGAUGAAGGCUACGCCACUGAUGCCAACCUCAAUGCCCCCACCUCACUAGCGAUAGCUCCUGACGGCACACUCUACAUUGCUGACCUCAACAACAUCCGCAUUCGAGCUGUGCAUCCCAACCGCCCAGGCCCGAAUGCGGUGGGCCAAUAUGAGGUGGCAUCACCAAGAGAACAGGAGCUCUAUGUGUUCAGUGAGGAAGGGCUCCACCUGCAUACUAUCAGCCUGGUCAGUGGAAUGAGUCUCUACAAUUUCAGCUACACGCUUGAGGGAGAGCUUGCUGCUGUCGUAGAUAACUGUAACAACACUGUGCUAGUGCGCAGAGAGGGUGGUGGCCUGGGUGGAGCAAGCACGGUUAGACUCCACCUACUGCCCGACAACAAGGUGUUAAAUCUGGGGUUGGAUAUAGGAGGCAGCCUGCGCUCCAUCUCCACUGCUGAUCAGGAGAUUGUACAGCUCAGCUACAAGGGCAGCACAGGCCUGCUGGCCAGCAAGGCUGACGAGACAGGCUGGACCACAUUUUAUGAGUAUGACAGCGAGGGGAGGCUUACUAAUAUGACCUAUCCGACCGGAAUGGUGACAAGCCUACACAGAGAGAUCGAGAAAUCCAUCAACAUUGACAUCGAGAGUUCAAACAGAGAUGAUGACAUCACCGUCAUUACCAAUCUUUCAUCAGUAGAGGCAUCCUACACAGUAGUGCAAGAUCAAGUACGGAACAGCUACCAGCUGUGUAACAAUGGCACACUAAGAGUGGUCUAUGCUAAUGGGAUGGGUAUCAGCUACCACACAGAACCUCACAUCUUGGCCGGGUCAGUGAGCCCCACUGUCGGCCGCAGAAACAUCACCCUGCCCACAGACAACGGACUUAACUCCAUAGAGUGGCGACUGCGCAAGGAGCUGACCAAGGGCAGGGUCACGGUGUUUGGCAGGAAACUGAGGGCCCAUGGACGCAACCUGCUCUCCAUUGAUUUUGACAGAAACACACGGACUGAGAAGAUUUAUGAUGACCACAGGAAGUUCACACUAAGGAUCACUUAUGAUGCUCAGGGGAGACCUGCUAUUUGGCAGCCCAGUAGCAGCCUUGCUGUGGUAAACGUGUCCUACUCUUCCACAGGACGGCUGGUGGGCUUGCACCGCGGCAGUAUGAGUGAGAGGACAGAGUUUGACCAGCAAGGACGCAUUGUCUCUCGCACAUUUGUUGACGGCAAGGUGUGGAGCUACAGCUACCUCGACAAGUCCAUGGUGCUCCUCCUGCAGAGUCAGAGGCAAUACAUCUUUGAGUUUGAUCCUUCCGAUCGUAUCACUGUGGUCACCAUGCCCAGCGUUGCUCGGCACACGAUGUUUACCCAUGUCUCCAUUGGCUAUAUUCGGAACACUUAUAACCCCCCUGAAAGCAACGCCUCCAUCAUCUAUGACUUCAGCGAAGAUGGUCGCCCUCAGGCCACAUACUUCCUGGGUACGGGACGCCGUGUCCUUUACAAAUAUGGCAAACUGGCCAAGCUCUCUGAGAUUCUGUAUGACAGCACAGCUGUCACUUUUGGCUAUGAUGAAACAUCUGGUGUCCUCAAGAUGGUCAGUCUGCAGAGCGGGGGCUUCUCUUGCACUAUAAGAUAUCGUAAGAUGGGCCCCCUAGUGGACAAACAGAUCUACCGAUUCUCUGAAGAAGGCAUGGUGAAUGCCCGCUUUGACUACACCUACCACGACAACAGUUUCCGCAUAGCAAGCAUGAAGCCAGUCAUCAGUGAGACGCCACUUCCUGUGGACCUGUACCGCUACGAUGAGAUUUCUGGCAAGGUAGAGCAUUUCGGGAAGUUCGGCGUCAUUUAUUAUGACAUCAAUCAGAUCAUCACCACGGCCGUAAUGACACUCAGCAAACACUUUGAUGCACAUGGUCGCAUAAAAGAGGUGCAGUAUGAAAUAUUUCGCUCACUUAUGUACUGGAUGACGGUUCAGUAUGACAACAUGGGGCGCGUGAUCAAACGUGAGCUGAAGAUUGGGCCAUAUGCCAACACCACACAAUAUCGCUAUGAGUAUGAUGGUGAUGGGCAGCUCAGUGGGGUCAAGGUCAAUGACUGGUCGACCUGGCGCUACAGCUAUGACCUCAAUGGCAAUCUGCACCUGCUGAACCCUGGCAAUAGUGCCCGUCUCAUGCCUCUACGUUACGACCUGCGUGACCGUAUCACACGUCUGGGCGAUGUGCAGUACAAGCUGGAUGAGGACGGAUUUCUCAGCCAGAGAGGCUCGGACAUCUUUGAAUACAAUUCCAAAGGACAGCUAGUGAGAGCCUACAGCCGUGUGGGAGGAGGAUGGAGUGUGCAGUACCGUUACGAUGGCCUCGGACGACGGGUCUCCACCAAGAACAGCCUCGGUCAGCACCUGCAGUUUUUCUAUGCGGACCUGAACAACCUUGUGCGAGUCACACAUGUGUUCAACCACUCGAGCUCAGAAAUCACAUCACUCUACUAUGACCUGCAAGGCCAUCUGUUCGCCAUGGAGGUGAGCAGCGGUGAGGAGUACUAUAUCGCCUCGGACAACACAGGAACACCACUGGCCGUCUUUAGCAGCAACGGGCAGAUGAUCAAGCAGGUGCAGUACACAGCCUACGGUGAGGUGUACCAUGACUCCAAUCCUGAGUUCCAGCUGGUAAUCGGAUUCCACGGUGGCCUCUACGAUUCACUGACAAAGCUAGUGCACUUCACGCAGAGGGACUACGAUGUAUUAGCUGCCAGAUGGACAUCACCUGAUUAUACCAUGUGGCAGAAGAUCAGCAAGGAUCUGGCUCCAUUUAACUUGUACAUGUUCAAGAACAAUAAUCCUCUCAGCGAUAUGCUGGAUGUGAAGAAUUAUGUCACAGAUGUGAAGAGUUGGUUGGUGAUGUUUGGCUUCCAGCUCAGUAACAUCAUUCCUGGAUUUCCUAAACACACAUUAUACUUUGUGGAUCCGCCAUAUGAGCUACAAGCCAGUCAGGAGUAUGAAAAUGGUCAGCUGAUGUCUGGAGUUCAGCAGGAGGCUGAGAGACACAACCAGGCCUUCAUGGCUUUAGAGGGUCAGCUGCUCAAUAAAGAUCGACAGAACAGGCGUGAUAAACCAGGUCACUGGUUUGGCACGGUGCCGUCCAUCAUUGGGCGGGGCGUAAUGUUGGCUGUAAAAGAGGGUCGCGUGGUGACAGGCGUGUCGAAUACGGCUAGUGACAACAGCAGGAAGGUGGCUCUAGUUCUCAACAAUGCUGUCUACCUUGAGGGGACGCAUUAUGUGCAGGAUGGUCAUGACUGCCACUUCUUUGUGAAGAUCGGCUCGGCUGAUGCGGACCUGCUGGCGCUGGGCCUCAGUAACGGCCGCAGGGUGUUAGAGGGAGCAGGUAUCAACAUUACUGUGAGUGGGCGCUCACGGCGUGGGGUCACUGUAGAGCUGCGGUCAUCAGCACUGUCCCUAAGCGUGCGCUAUGGCCCGGCGCAGGACACACUGGAUGAGGAGCGCGCCCGGCUCCUAGAGCUGGCUCGACAGCGGGCACUAGCGGGCGCCUGGCUGCGAGAGCAGCAGAGGACACGGGAUGGUAAGGAAGGGAGCCGCCUGUGGACCGAGGGUGAGCGGCAGCAGCUGCUGUCCACUGGGAAAGUUCCUGGCUAUGAUGGUUACUAUGUGCUACCUGUGGAGCAAUACCCUGAACUGGCUGAUAGCAGCACCAACAUCCAGUUCCUCAGACAGAACGAGAUGGGCAAGAGGUAACAGAGCUACAGAACUAUGAGUGCAUUCUUAUCUUGUGCAUUCUUCAUUCUCUCUUUCUCUGCACCACUCUUUGUCUCAACCAGUUCCCCUUUUUACCUAUAUCUCCUUUACCCACGGAGAAUAAAUAAACUUAAGGGGUAACUCUCUGAACGCUGCAGGGACUUUUAAAAAAUAUUAUUGUUACUGCCAUAGGCAAAAAAUAAUUUGCAAGAACUUUUCUUUGUUUUUGUGCACUGCAAAUAAAACAGAUCGGCUGUUAGUAUGAAAAAAAAUAAUCCCCUUUUUAAAAAAGAAAUGCUAUUUUUACCCAUAUUUUUUGGGUUCUGAGAGGAUGUUGGUGCCGGACGGUGCUAUACUAUCCUGUGUGAUCUGGAUUGCGGAGAGGACAGUUCUCUCGGCUUGAUACAGAGGCCUAGUCCCAACGCUGGAACUGAGCAACAUCCACAAGAUGGAUUAUCAGUCGUAUCAGUCUCAGGCCUCAUAUUCUCAAUAACAGGACUGCAACCUGCAGCUGCAACAAGCUCCAUCCACAAACUGCUUUAUGUUCCUUCAAGAAAGCAGAACUCCAACAAAGGAUAAUUGUUUGUUUUGUUUCAUUUGUUUUAUUGUUUCUGUUCUGUUCUUAAACAAUGAAAACAUUAUGGCUAUAUUUGCAUAAGGUCAAUGUCCAGCAUAGUUUCGUUUUGUCACUGGAAGAUUAGAGUAAUAUCUGUGGUGUGUCAGGUAACGCUGAUGUUUCGGGUGGGUUUUAGACAAGAUAGUUUUGUACGUUUCAGUUGCAGUAGAUUUGUGAGACUCUCACCGGGGCACUUCUGUACAGAAACAUCAGAAAAUAAAAGCAAGAAAGAAACAUUCAUGCUAUCAUGACAUUAACUAGUGUAAGAAAUAAUUUAUUUUUAUUUUAUGUUUAUUCUUUUUAUUUAUGUAUUUAUUAUUCUUAGUACUCUAUGACAAUCAUGAAGACGUCACCAUUUUUAGCCAAGAAAACAGAGUAUUUUCUUUUGUAAAAUAUGUAAGAAAUGUUCAUUAAGUUUUUAUAUUAAUUUUGAG
Molecule: messenger RNA, 9396 nt
Organism: Clarias gariepinus (North African catfish)
Lineage: Eukaryota; Metazoa; Chordata; Actinopteri; Siluriformes; Clariidae
Gene: tenm2a
Product: teneurin transmembrane protein 2a
Exons: 30
Coding region: 34-8346 (2770 amino acids)
Biological process (GO): heterophilic cell-cell adhesion; signal transduction; neuron development
Cellular component (GO): membrane; neuron projection
Molecular function (GO): calcium ion binding; protein homodimerization activity; cell adhesion molecule binding
Source: RefSeq, a predicted model, not a curated record